GAAGCUGCCAUAAAAUCGUGUGAAAUUUGGAUAUGUUUGCAGCAUUAAUUAUUUUGCUUUGUUUAUCUGACUUCCAUACAGCAGAUUUGGAGAAAUCAGUACACUGCUGCCUGUUAAGAUUCAGCAAAGAAAUGAAAAGGAGUUUAGCUGACACCUCGGCUCGCAGUACAGCAGGUUGUCUGCCUGUACCACUGUUCAAUCAGAAAAAAAGAACUAGACAGCCCCUCACUUCAAAUCCACUUAAAAAUGAGUCAGGUACUGGUUCUGGGACUCAUAGUUAUGACUUCUCUCCCUCAUCAUUCGGCUGGGGAACUGCAAACCCAGAAGUGGAUGAACUGCAGAAAGCAGCAAGCAGUGGCCAAGCAGAACAUCCGAUGGCUCCUUCCCUUAUGAAACCACCAAAUGCAUCAAAGUUUAAUUUCGCAAAUGCUGGGAAAAACGUGUCUGCCUGCAGGAACAGAAAUGAAUAUACUCCUUUAGGUAAGACAGCAAACCCAAGAUCUGCUGAUGGAACUUCUCAGAAGUUUGAGAACUUUUCAAGCAGUUUGAAAACUGCCCAGCAGCAAAACCACCCUGACAGUCGUAACCCAUCCCAGCUCAUCAAAACAGACACAUCCAAAGGACAGUGGCCAGUGAAACCCAACACUGUGGCAAGAAGUCUCCAGGAUCAUAAUCCAGCGUAUAAAUUUAACUACAACAAUCAGCAAAAUAAAAUGAAUGAAAACCAAUUGGGUUGUGUCCCAGAAGAUAAAAGUCAGGAAAUUUCAUCAUCUCAAGUGAAAACUAAAAUGAACAAGAAUUCUUUGCGAAUCCUGUCUGCAGUCAUUCAAGGUGUGAGGCACUGGAGCCAAUAUACCUAUAAAACUGCACUGUUAUUUGAAGUUUUAGGCACACUGGAUUCUGCAGUCACACCUGGAGCAUAUGGGGCAAAGAACUUUCUUCUGAGAGAUGGAAAGGAGACCCUGCCUUGCGUGUUUUAUGAAAUUGUGUUUGGUAUUGCUGGGUUCCCUCUGCAGUAACUCACAGCCACUGCUGCUGGCAGCCCAAGACAAGGCCGAGCCCAUUGGUUCAGCAGUAAGUCAUAUUUCAUUUCUUCUUUCUAUUCCCAAACAGUUACAGUCUCAUCCUCUUUGCUUCCCUGGUGUCCUACAGCCAGAUGGUAAAUGGCACUUUCUCCUCUGAAGGCUUUGCCAGCCAAGGCCUGGUUUUAUUUUUAAAAAGUAGGUUUCUGAAUUGGUUGCUUUCUAAAUAACUUUAAUAGGAAUAAGGUAUUAUUUGAAAGGAGGACACUUCUCUUUAGGGAAAACAGGGCUUUUUGUAGGAAAAAAUUGUAAAUUGUUGGUGAAAAUACUGAACCAAUGACACUUCUAGUUUGGAAAAAUAGCAUUUUCUGCUAUUUUAAAAUUAAUAAUAUAUAACUCUUUGUCAUUGCAAUGGUUUAUUCAUUUCAAUAAGCCCCUGUACAACUGUUUAAUUAUUUAAAUCUCUCACACCAUUUUCAAGUUGAUUUCAAACCAAAGCAGAGCAAUGCAGUUCUCUGGAGUGUGUGCAGAGGGCACCAAUGUACAACACUCUUAGAUACCAUGACAAAAAAGGCCGUUUCCAUUCCCCUUCUUUUGGCAAGACUGAUGGAGUUUCCAACCUCUGAAACACAAUAAUUGAAUAGGUUUCUGUAUUGUGAAGCAGGAAUGUUUAAACUGGACUAAGCUUAUGCUUAUCUUGCAUACUAAUGUUGAAAUGGAUGGAAAUGCAAAGGUGGCUCACAAACAGAGAGAACAAAAAAAAACCUGGUUUAUUUUACUGUGUUUGUUAAUAAGUUGAGGUGAUGUGUAGUAGUGAAAUAUGCUGUGUGCAUGAAUUCUCUUCCUGAAAUUACCUGCUGUAAGAAGAUUAGUUUGUCUUAGAAAUUUAAUUUGCUUACUUUAGGAGUGUAUUAUAUUCCUGAUACCUGUGACAAUGAUGGAUUAAUUGCAAGCUUGUGGGACAUAUCAGAUAAUCACUGGAAUUAGGGUUGAAUCAUAGGCAAGCAAGGGUAUUAUUCCAACCCUGUUACAGAUUGUCACAGUCUUAUGUCUUCUUGGAAGAUUUUUAUUGACAGAGCUUAAUCUACCAAAGCAAUUUUCACUCAUCUCAUCAAGAAGUUUCCUCUUAUAUAUAAUCCAUUACCUCCUUUAUUAAACCUGGCAGUUCUUCAUAUGCACAAUCAGUUGACUUGGAAUAACACAUUUCCUCUCAGGUUCAUACAUUUUAUUCACCUAAUAACUUUAUUAGCUGCUCUCCAGCUUUUCAUUACUUACAUGAUCUUAAAUGAGAAAGCAGGUGCUGAUCCAAAGCCACAGACAGCUUAACACCAAGCAGAAAUCUAACAGGGAAAACCUGGCAGCCAAACACAGCCAGAGAUCUUCAAAAAAAUCACCUCUUGUCCUACUGCCCUGCCUGGCCUGCUCUCAGUCCUUCCCAGCACUCUUCACAAGCAAAUAUUUUUGUAGCAUGGCUGAAGGGUUUCUACAUUUGGGGUAUUUUGGAUAAAUUUCCUUCUACAAAGAGGAGGUACCUAUGUUUCUCUUCCAUAUCUAUCCCUUGAAGACAGUGCUAAGUAAGAUCCAAGGUUUUUGUCAGUAAUAGCUGCACAUCAGUGUACAAAUAGAAACGAGAUGGAAUUCUGAGCUUAUCUGAAAAUUAGUGUUUUCCUUUGACUACUUCAGGAGGAGGAAUUGCCCAGAGUAAUUUGGGGAGAGCUGAAAUAGAUCCAAAAUCAGCAGGCAUCAUUUUAAAUGCCUAUUACAUAUAAAUAAAACAAACAGGAAAGUGACCUCUCAAAGAUAAGAGAAACCAGACUAAAAUCCUACUGUUAUAACAGCUGAACUUUGGAGGUGAGGCAAGCAGGGACACUCUUAAAUGCCAUUCUGCUCUGCUGAACUCGUGGCAGGUGCAUGUCAGGUACCUGGAGUUCAGACUCUUGGAAGCAGCCCUAGCAAUUAUUCCCUCCAAGGAAACCAAAAGGAAGAGCAGGAAAAAGGGAUAAUAAUGCCCAUAUACUUGGUAUAAAGAUGUAGCUGCCUUCCUUUGUAACUGAAUAAAGAGCUGGAACUCCUAAUAAUGGCCCAGCCACUUCUAACAUAUCACACUUUAGCUCUUCUUUGUAAAGAAUUAUUCCAAUGGCAUCAUUUCAGUCAAACAUGUUGUGAUUUGAGGAGCUUCUAUCAGUGCUGGACUGGUGCCAAAGGAGUAGAUUACAGCAGUUCCUUUUCUGGCUUUUCUAAAUGGUGCAACUCACAAGUUAGCACUUAGCAGCUGUAAUAUAAGUGUAGUUAUAACAAGAGCUGUGUAGCUUGUCAAACCCCUUUGUAGCUAACAAAGGGAAUGGGUUCGUUUCUACAAUGUCUCCAAACUCUGUGUUUAAGGAAAUGCUGAGUCUGUGACUCCAGCUCACAAGCUAAGGAGCUGCAUCAGAUAUAGUAGCUUGUAUUUUUAUGUAUGUACAUACAUGCAAAAUUAUGGGGAAAUAUGUGUAUAUCAAACACUGGGAAUGCUUUCCAUUUCAGUUUAUUUGGAUUUAGCUGAGGUAGAGUAGGAACAUGUUAUUUUAAAUAAAGCUAGCACUGAAGCGAGGGUGUCCAUGCACCUUUUUUACACAAAUAUUUUUAGUGCCACUAAAAUACCCCACUCAGGUUCUGUUGGGACAACCCCCUCAUUCUACAAAUAGCCUGUUCCAGAAAUGUCUAACAAUUGUGGGAAUAGCUGAAUCUACCUUACUUAUUAACUGCAGGGAGUGGAAUCUGACUAUCCAGACUUUGGAAAAGAAAUUCUCUGAAGCCAUCACAGAGGUAAUUGGGCUUGGUAAUUACUGCAUUAGCUGCAAGUUUAUUAAGUGCCACAAAAGGAAAUGCCAUCCUGGUGACCUUUGAGGCUGCAUUUCACAGCAUGUUUUCUACAUGAGAACAAAUGAUGAAACUUGACUAUUUCUGCCAAGUGAGUGGUAGCUAUGGUGAAGAUUUAUAGCUGUAAUCUGGUAAUCUAUGGGCCUAAUGAUACAGUUAUGGAGCUCGUGUCAUUGACUCAAAAAGCCUGAAAUGAUCUAGCACUGUGUGGACUAUGGUGAAGGAGUGCAUUUUGUCAUCUGCAAGGUUAGGAGAAAUACAGCCUCUUUAGCAGACUGUAAAAGAGAGACAAGAGCUAAUGUUUCUCAAAAUAGCAGCCUGUUACACGAAAUUUUACAAGAGUCAGAGAGCUAAGAAAUGGGGACUGUCAGAUUGGAAACCAUUAUGAUUUUCCUCUUUUGUGCUGCUUCAAUAAUUACACAGAUUUUCUAUUUUUAUUUUUUGAAAUUAUUUAAGUCAUGCUCACUUCAUCUCUCUCAGAGCAGCAAACACAGAAGCAGACUAAUAAUGUAAUAUUGACAUAUUUAAGUGUUGGAUUCUUUAGCUGAGAGCAGCAUGUUCAGAAUGUAUCAUGCCUGUAAUGUGCCUCUGUUCCCUUAUCUUUGUGUCACAUUUUAUUCAACAGGCAAGAAGUGCUAAUAAAAAGUGCAUAUUUCAGUUGUUCUAUUUUAGGUAAACAUAACAUGGUACACAUUUUCUAAGCAAUGCACAUUUCUACAAAUAGAAAUCAGGGUGGCAAACGCUUUGCUUCUCUUCUUAAUUAACCUAGCCUUGCCAAAACUGCUGUGUUCUUCAGCAUGAGCAAGGAAUGAAACUGAUGACUGAAAAUUUAAAUUAAAUGCUUUUUCUUGUGAUCUUUUGGCUGAGAACAAGAGCAGCUUCCACCUACCAUCUGAUGCAUACCCUAGCAAAAGAACCAGUGUCAGCCUGGGUCCACGUGCAGCUGCAGGGAGUGAGGGAACAGCCACAUUUAUAUUGCCUUUGCUUUGGAGCCAGCUCACCUGGGAAGGGGAGAUGCUGCCCAGCCUGCAGCAGGUCUUGGCUCCUGCUCUGCCUGUCAAAUCCAAGUUCUUAAAUAGCCAUUUAGAGCAGGGGCUGAGGUCCAAAAGACAGGCAGUGAUGUGUAGAUCACCUGAAAUGUCGUGAUUCCGCAUGACACAUUUGCUCCCGUCUCCUCCCCACCUGCUCAGCCCACAGGUCUGCUUUAAAUCAAUCUUUUCACCUCUCCCAAGGCUCACAAUUUAAGCAGAGCAGAAGCUGACGAAAACAGAUUUAUAAUGAAGCUGGUGGCCAUUAAAUACCAGCCUUCCACCAGAGGUGACCUUAUUGUAAAGCGUUGUACAGUGAAUUUAUUUUGACUUUGCCCAUUCUCUACCUCAUCUUGCACACUGGCAGCCAAGGCAGUGGUGGUGGGAGGUCUGAGAAUAAUGCCCACGUCUCCCUUCAUUACAGCUGCACUUCACAUCCCAGCAGCCUCCAAGCCUCAGGGAUAUCACAUUCAUUACCUCUUUCAGAGACAUGUAUUUUACAUAUGUGGCUGAAAGGUGAUUAGAAUCCUUGACACAACAGUGUUUUAUCUGGAAUGCAACCAUGAAAAAUACAUGCCUGAAACAAAAAAGACAUCCUACAUCCUUCUCCUAAUUGAUUUAAGCUACAAAGACCAGCUGCAGUUUUCCCAGGGCACAGGAACUACCAGGAAGACACAAAUUGCAUGUUUUCAAAUCUCCUCAUAAAAAACUGCUUGACAGGGGGUUGAAAGCAGACUUUUCUGUUUCUCAGAUGUCCUAGUCCUGUGAAUGUCAUCAGUCAGCAGAAGCUUAUGUGCCACCACCUGAUCAUAAAGAACAGUUCUGUAACAACCCUCAUUUCAUGCUGCUGAGUCCAGCCCACCAUAAAUCAGCCACACCACGAGUAAUGUUGGAAAUAAUUGUCUGCUCCAGAGCUCCUCUCUCCCAGCCCAGGUGCCACACAGCUGUAGCCACAUGCAGCCCUGUCCUGCUGAAGUGGGUUAGAGCAGCACCUCCAGCAGUGAGGCUCCCUGAGUGCUUGGAAGAUCUUUAAUGCUGCACACUGGAACUGUGCAGGUGUACCCUUUCAGUGGUUUUAAAAACGUUAUAAAUGGAGUCAGCUCUGGCUUGAACCAGAUGCUCUCUGAGAUGGAAAAUGGGAUAGCAACUGCUGCUUCACUGAAAGCUGCCUGGAAAUGCAGCAGGUGAUCCCAGCACUGAUCCUUAGGUGCACAAGGCACUCUGAUCCUUUCUCUCUUUCUAAUAUCCAGCUUUAAUAUCCAGCCCUGAGCAGGGUUUGCUGUCACUGAUGGCUGUUUGUGCAAAUGAAUCAGCACAGCACAUCUGAUGUUUUGACUUCAGCCCUGUUUGACCCCUGUGUUCCUCAGCCAGGUCUUACACAGCAACUUUGAAUAAUGUCCUCUUAAAACCUGUGGUCAGAACUGUCCUGGGCUGGUUGUGCUGGUCCAGCCACCCUCAGUUAACAGCAGGCAGAUCAGCCUCAGAGAGCCCCAGCCACAUCUCACACAGGAGCUCAGUCCAAAGCUGCUAGAAGAACGUAGUAAAACAAAACAAAAAACAAUACAGUUGUGUUCUGAUGCAGAGCUACCUAGAUUAGAAAAAUCAUGUUGAAAUCCAAAGUAGUGAUAGAAAUACCCCAAAUUACCAGCUAAAUGAAAGUGUUUUGGGAUAUCUGUUCCUUCUUAUCAGGUUGGCCCAGCUGCACAAUUUCCCAUCUCCAAUUAUACCAAAAGGCCCACACUUCCUCCUUCAUUAAUGCUUUUGAAGGAUUUAAUGAGUUACUUCAUCAGGUUAAUAAAUCCCCUCAAUAAUUUUAUUACACUUUGAUACAGUUAUUCAAGAGGUACAGCUAACAAAUGAUCAUCAUUUAUAUUUCUUGACAGAAUAACUUAGUUAAUAAAUUUGGCCCAUGAAAUCCAGAAUUCAUAAAUAAACUAUGGGGAAAAUUGAGUGUCUGUGUGGAGGAGGGGUUUUUCCUAUCUCUGGUUAUGGUUCUAUUGGAAAUCCUCUGCUUCCUGUGCAAUAACUUCAGGCUGAGGAGAGCUGCAGGAGGUUGGUGCCUUUUGGCAAUGUCCUGCUUCCCACUGAGUGCUUAGGGGGAGUCCAGCUGCUGCAGCACAUGUGCCACUGGACAUAACCCAUAGUAAUUUGCUCCAGCACUCCCUCAGGUUUAAAAUCCAGCUUCAUCAAGGCUGUUCCAUUCCUGGAGGCUAAGCUCUUCAGCUGAUUUUGACCAGGUGCACUGACACCAUCAGAAAUAAGCAUUCUAUUCUGGAAAUUAUUUUAAAACUGAAUUGAAUUGGUUGCCAUGCCUUUUUUCUUUUCCUGUGGCAUUAUAGUAAAUGACAUCAUCAACAAAAUAACCUUAGGGGCAAGGGUGUUUUCAGAAUCUUAACCUCUGAAUGGCCAGCAGUAUUACAGCUUCCUAUUACCAGAUUAAUAAUAUUUAUGGUAGGUAGACUGCAAGAAUGGGAUCAUACUAUUUAUUUACUUACUGUUGAAAGCCACCUCUGGCAAGAACAAAUUUCCCAUUAAUCACCACCUUAUCUCUGUAAGAAAGAGUUACUCUCAAGGACAUCUGUAUUAUUCCCAUUGUUUUAUUAAUACAAGAAUAGCUCUGCUGUGGAUUUUUUGACAUUGAACUAUUUAUUUUCUAGAUUUUCUUUUUAAAGGGGAGCUCAAAUGCUUAAAUAAACAUUGAACUUUCUUAAUAAAUGAACUACUUAAUACUGCAAUUGCAGCAAUAAGAUCCCAAUAUUUCCCUGAAUAUAUUUUUAUGCAAAGAAACUGCAAAUCUGUAUUUUUUUUCUUCUUUUUUUUAUCAACUGACGCUCCAAUUAUGAAUUUUUAGUUUCUUCUGGGAGUGCAGAUGACCUUGUUAAGUUGUGAGAGCGCCAGAAAAAUGGUGCCUUCCAGUCCAGGGUGUCAGAGAAGUGAAGCCAAUUUCUAAGCUCAGGUCUUGUAAUAAAAAAUGCAUAUUUCUCUCUCCUUUCACAUAGGCUUUAGCCAGCAUUUGAAACAUUACCUACUGGGCUGCAGGAUGAUUUGUUUUUCUAAUUUUUCAAGAGCACUACAUUGUAUAUUUUCAACUUUAAAAAAGAAAUCAGUGUAGGCCCAGCAGAGGACAAUACCAGCAAAAUUCUCUUUCAUGUGAGAGAAGCAUUAGUGGAAAGCCUUCCACGAGCCUUAUGCAGUACCAGAAUGAGGUGGUUGUGCCAGUAGAAGGGGUAGCAAUUAAUGUUAAUUUGCUGUUUAAUUAGGUGUCCAGUACAGAACAAUGGUGAGACACCUGUGUGGGUGGGAGGAGACCCAGAUUGUCAGGUGGACACAGCCACUCCUGCCUCCCAAACUCAGGCACUGCUCCCACAGCAAUUACUCUGCAGCCUGUCAGAUGUGGUUUAGGCAGUGAUUUGUUUGCAGAGUGAAAGGUGUGCUUGCAAACAGAGUAAAGGGCUCUGUCCCUGUCCUGCCCCUGUCCUGCUGCUCAGCCCAAACCAUGGGCUGUGAGGAUGCUCUGGGGGCAGUGCCAGCCCUGCAGCUGGGUUUGCGUGGCUCCAGCAGCCAGCCCUGCUCAGCUGUGCCCUGCUGAGAGCUGGGACCCCCCUUGCCACAGCUGAGGCUGCCAACCCCUCACCCAGCAGUGAGAAACACCCCAGUGACAGGGGCUUCCUUCAGCACUGCCAAAAAACCCCACAGCAUUUCCAUCUUCCUGCAUUGAAAUGUUUGAGUUAAUAACAUUUAUGGGGCAGCAUGGGAAAAUGAACUUAAAUACAUCAUUUGUCAUCUCAGGAUACUGAAUUACACCAUUACUGAAAGGGAUACAGAGAAAUGUGUCCAAUAAACAGAGCAUAGUUUGCACAAUUUGCUUUGCAUUUCCCACAUCCUGCAACAAGAACAGGGCAGUCAGGCUCCUUAAUGAUCAUAAUGUAUGUACAGAAAGAGCAGCUCCCCGAGGGCUCCUGAUUAAUCAGGAAAAUGCUCAUUUGUUCUGGCAGAAGUGAUGUGCAUCUAGGCAGGGCAAAUGAUGAACCCUAAGUGCACACAUCAGCCAUCGAGGCCCAAAAGUUUCCAUUCACUGAACUCAUUUUCUCUCUAAGAAAUAACACUCCACGUCUCAGCACUUGUUCCUGUCCCAGUUCCAUUAGGGUUUGGUCUGACAAAGGCAGAAAGAGGCCCCGCAUCCAUUUCAGAGACUCUGGAUGCAUUGAGCUCCCAAAUGAAGUCAUUUCUGCUGCUUGCUCAGAUACCCCGUUCAGGGGAGGACACGAGGCCUCAGCUGCUGGGUCUGAUCACUCUGCAAGAGACUUGGGAACAAGUUGGAAGAUUUAAAGGAUUUUUCACCAGCUGAUCUAAAUCCCUGCCUGUUUUUUAGUCCCCAAGAAGCUGCUCACUGAUUGCAAUCCUUCCUCCACUCCAUCAGAGCCAUAUUAAUUCUGUGGUUUGGCACAGCUGUUGCCAUCUAGAAGUUUGCAGUGUGGCAUUUGAAAUCUUUAUUUCAGAUUUUGUUUUCUAUUCUGAGUUGGAAGUUUGCUAGUAAUGAGGUGAAUCCUCUGUGCCUGACACGUAUUUCCCUUGGUGUUCAUUUUGAAAUUAGCCACAGAAAGGACAAACUAAAAGCAGAUGUGUCAUAUUUUUCCUCUGUGUGUUUGGAAGCUCACUCAUGGAAAUAUCUUUGUCAGAUAAAUGAAUUCCAGGUUACUGGGAUAAACAGAUGCAAUAAAAUACUCAUGUGUAGGAGAAACCCUUACAAAAAUGUGAUCCAACAACUCUUCAAGGAAAUUGCCAUGUAAGAGAUCCAGCUUUGAGGCUUACCUCAGGCCUUUGCAUAACAUGAUAGUUUGUACUUUAAACUGGAGAAAAUGUGAUGGGAUCUUUUGAUAUUUUUCCUCUUGCUUUUUCAAUUUCAUGGGAUCAGCAGAAAGGGAAGGGAACCAAAGCUGAACUAAUUCUGUGCUUCUGCCUCCACCACUGCCUGAGCACAUGGCAGAGAUUGCUUGGUGGAGAAUUGAGUAUCUGCUACCCUUCUUAUGGGCAUCUCACAAUUGCCAGAAAAUGUGGAUUUUGGACUUGUUUUCAGCAUAACAUGAGAAAGAGGAAAACCAGAAAUAAAUGAGAAGGCUGAAAUAUAAUCAAAAACCAGUAGUUAUUUAGUUUGGCUACUGAUUUAUUAAUGUAUUAUAGUUAAGCACUGAGGAAUAAACCCUCACUUAAAAAUGUUCGUCAGCUCUAGGCAGGAUUAUUUACAGGAAAUAAAAACAGUUAAAGAAUUAGAAUGAAAUCCUGCACAUAUUGAGUCAACAGAACUGCUGCCACCGACCUCAUUAGGCCAGGUUUUAGCCCCAGAUAUCUACAAAGAACCACAAUGCUCUUGCAGUGUAACUGGCAGAUUAAUAUCUGACAACACCAGUUUAUCUUUCCCUACAGAAUCCUUAAUUUUUAUGCAGCCAGCCUAAAAACUUUGCUCCACAAGUUUGUGUUUGAGUGCAAACCAGACAAUAUUCCCUGCCCCUUUCAGGCUGUUUGCUCACUGUCACCAUUCCCAUUUGGCUUAAGCACCUCCUGAAAUUAUUAUUUUGCCUCCAUGUCCCUUACAAGAAUAUUUUUCCUCUGAGGUAUCUGCUUUCUCAGCAGCAAUUUUAAGGCAUUUCAGGCUACAGAAGAAAUAUAAAAUAAACCCUGUGCUCAGAUAUAUCAUAAAGAACAUGAUCCUUUAACCCUGUCCUUGGAAAACCCAUCAGCAUUUGCUGUACUUCAGUGAUUCUCCAUAUGCUUUUGCAAGGAACAUUUUGCACCUGCCAGCACAACACAGGACAGGCAGCAGCAUUGCAGGAGGAAACAUUAACUAAUUUACACAAAGCCUUAGGUGGUCCAUUAGCCCUUCAUAAAAACAGGAAUGUGUAAUUACUGCAUCCACGGACAGAAUUAAAUGUGAUGGACUACAAAGAAGCAAUGAGCGAAACAAUUAACAACAAAGCCCAAGUAAACUGCUCUGAUGAGGAGCCAUGGCCUGGCUGAAUGGGUCUGACAGCUCAGGUUUCCCUCUGCUGUCCCCAGGGAUGUGCCCACUCCAAACUUUUCGCUCAGUGCAGACAGGUGAGCUCCUGUCAGAGUCACUGCACCUGCUGAUCUAUUGCAGGUCGUGUAAGGUACAACCAACAGCCAAAUAAGCUGCUCAGCACAGGAGUACCCUUCUAGCAUCAUUAACUCCAUCAAUCCAUUCUUUCUCCUGUGUCUCUGGACAAAUGGUUGCUCCUCCAAGCCUGAUGCCAUUUUAGGAGGAUGCAGCUCAGUGGAGCACCACUGCCAAGGGGGCAAUGCAGCAGAUGCUGUCCCAAAAGCCUGAUGGAAAAGCUGCUCCACAGGCUUCAGUUCAUUAAGGUAAUUGCAACUGCUCUGUGACACGGUGCACAGUUACAUUUGGGAUGGCAAAAUCCAUCCAGAAGAAAAGCAAAUCCCCCCUGCAGCCCUCCAGCCACGCAGGUUAAUUGUGAGUACUUUGCAGUGCCUGUGGUGAGGCAGGAGCCUGGGGGGCUCUGUCACAGCUUCCGUCCAUAAUUUGAUUUAAUGCCCUCCAUGAACAAUUGCAUCUCCGUGCUUGUAAUAAGGAAAUGUCAUAA
Messenger RNA from Motacilla alba alba, 11526 nucleotides. RefSeq names its product spermatogenesis associated 22 (gene SPATA22). The coding region runs from base 33 to 1019 and encodes 328 amino acids. The transcript is spliced from 8 exons. Lineage: Eukaryota; Metazoa; Chordata; Aves; Passeriformes; Motacillidae. Gene Ontology annotation, biological process: homologous chromosome pairing at meiosis; meiotic DNA repair synthesis; gamete generation. The record is from RefSeq and is a predicted model, not a curated record.